CAGAUAUCAGUUAUCGGUUUAUUUUUGUGCAGUCGCCUAAGGAACUCCAAGAUCAUUUGUCGACGCAGGAGGGCAUGCAAAUAGAAGAUCUUGGACGCAAGUGCUGAUCACUGGCAUUACCCCAGCAUGACUAUCAUUGUAUCCCUUGUUUCCUACCUGACCACCAUGUCCUGGCCAGGGGAUCGCUGGACUCUCGCCGCCCGGGACGCACUCUCAGCACCGUGGACUGUAGACUUGCUCUGGACUUUGCUGCCCUAUGCGCUCGGUCUCCUCUUCGCUGCCAUCCUGUACCGCCACGCCUUCAUGCCUCUGGAUCGCGUCAGGAGAGUAACGGAGAUUGGCUGGGGUUGCAUAGCCGCAGAUGACAAGAGGCCCAUCGCCGAGCGAAUCAGGGAGAUCCAGCGGCUCAGGAAGAUUGGGCAACUUCCUCCUGUCUAUCCCAAUGGGUGGUUCGCUGUGACUGAGUCCAGAAAGGUCAAGGUGGAACAAGUGAUUCAGGUGCAAGUGUUCGGGGAGACGCUGGCAGUGUUUCGGAGCAAGGAAGGAACAGCACACGUAACGGACGCUUACUGUCCCCACAUGGGCGCUAACAUGGCAGUGGGCGGUGUGGUAAAAGGAGACUGUCUUGAGUGUCCCUUUCAUGGCUGGCUAUUCAGAGGGUCUGAUGGCUCCUGUGCCCACAUACCAUACUCAAGUAAAGCUGUGCCUAAGACGGCUAAUGUAAAGCGCUGGGAGUCGCGCGAAGUGAAUGGUCGCAUAUACGUGUGGUACGACGCAGAGGGACGACUUCCGCAGUGGCACAUUCCUGAAAUCGGUCACAUCACCCGCGGGGAGUGGUCCUACCGCGGAAGGACCUACCAUGAAGUCCUCGCACAUAUUCAGGAGAUUCCCGAGAAUGGAGCAGACAUGGCCCACCUAGGACACUUGCACGUGCCUAACAUUUUCAAAGGAAACGACUUGAGGGACGCUUUUGCCAACAACCAGGUAAUGGACUUAGCUGAGCAUGCGUGGAACGGUGAGUGGCGGGCCCGUGAGUCUCCAGAAUCCCACAUGGCUGAGCUGGUCAUGACGCACUCACUCUCCUUCAUCGGCGGGAAGUUCAAGCUUUUCAAGAUGACUGUCAGGGCCGAACAAAUUGGGCCAGGCAUCGUGCACUUGCAUUUCGACACCGGACUCGGCGCCGGCAUCCUGAUUCAGACCGUCACGCCCAUCGAACCCCUCAGGCAGAAGGUCGUCCACGAGUUCUACACUUCGAGCACCUUCUUCGCCCCAUACGCCAAGUUUGUCCUUCUCUGCGAAGCCUACCACUUGGAGCGCGAUAUCAUGAUCUGGAACAGCAAAGUCUACCAGUCGCAGCCGUUGUUGGUGGCAGAGGACCGCCAAAUCCUUAAGUUCCGCCGAUGGUACAACCAGUUCUACUCGGAGAACAGUCCAAAGUUCAACUUCAGGAAAGAUUCACUCGAGUGGUGAUGCGCGAAGCUAGUGGCGCUGCCUCAUGGAUAUAAGGCUAUUCUGUCUUUGUGCUUCCCAUACACACACACGGGAGGUAAAGGACAUGUAUGUGAAAUUUUGAUCAUCUUGAAGAAGUUCGUGAUAGCCGUGGACUGUAGAAGCAUAACCACGAGAAGCAAAGUAACUUCGAAAUCAUUCAAAGGAAAUAAGACAAAAGAUACAUUGUUGUGUGUGAUACAGCAAUUCCAAGCGUGAGCUGUGUGAGAUGAGGAGAUCAAUAUUUCACAAUCUGGAACUACCUAACUUUUGCGUGAUGAGUAGUAAUGGUGCAAAAAAUGAAAAAUAGGUUUGAAUUAUAAGGUUUAUUGAGGUGACUGUAUGUGCGUUUGCGUGCUUGGUAUGUGUAUAUCCAUGACCAAAUUUUGCCAUCUGCUAUGCAUGGCUUGUCUGUGCGCGAGAUGGAGUAUUUGUCUACUUCAUGUGAACAAUUGAAUGAUUUGUAGCUUUUUGAGUCUGGAUGAGUUCGUCCUAUCUACUUUAUAAUAACGUAAAUUGAUAUCACGAUGAUUCUCGUCCUCCUCACCUUACACAUCAAAAUCAUGUGUGGUGAAUCACUGCACACAUGAUAUAAAGUCAUGUAUUAGUCUUGUACUUAAAUUAAAACGUAAGUUGUGGCCCACUUGUGCAAUGUAUCAGUGCCCUAUUUUCUCCUUAAGAUAUUCUACUCCAAUAUUUUUGACUGUACAAUUUUGUAUCGUUUGGUAUUUCUUUUCUUCAAUUUUCAUUGUAAUUCUUUUUGCCAUUAAUAACACUUCAAGCGCACCUUCCUAUGACCCGGGGAUGUACCAGCAUAAUGCUUUUCCACAACAUGUACAGAGCACAUAGGCCGUCACAUCUGAAAUCAAGACUCCUGUGCCCGCUGUUGGACUUCUUAUGUGCUCUCUACAUCCACCACUGGCUCUUGAAUUUAUUUUGACUCUCUUGCACGCAUCUAUAUUGAGAGUUUACUGUCUUUGACUAAGCAAGGUUGUGCAAUGGCAAAAUUGCCAUAUCAAUGCGAAUUACUUAUCUUCCGAAAUUUGCUCUUUCGUUCCAUAUCGUGAUAUGAGAUGAGUUUAAAAGUUUUUGUCUUAUAAAGGAUAGUAAUAGUUAUGGUAAACACUAAUAACGCUGACACUCUUCUGGUAGCAUACAUAAUUCUUAUUAUUGUUUCUUGUAACUGUGUUCGUAAGAGUGAUGAGAUUUUUUUUUUUUUUUGUAAACAGCUAAUAUGCGAAAUGAUUUUUUUAUGAAAAAUAGUGAUUUUCUUUUCAGUUUAAUCUACCUACAAAGCUCUCGUAGUGAUAUAUAAACUUUAGAGUUAUAUUAGUAGAUGUGAAGGGUUUUUUUCCUGAAAAAAUAUUAGGCCCGGAUCCCUUCGCAGAUAGCAUUUGAAAGACGUGGGUCUUUCUGCAGACUCAUUUGUCGUUUCUUUUUUCCGUUAAGUUCUUAUAUUGAUAAGCAGUGUUUGAAAUAGACUUCAUGGUCAAACGUAUGACAAAUACACACACACACACACACACA
Messenger RNA from Penaeus indicus, 3015 nucleotides. RefSeq names its product cholesterol 7-desaturase nvd-like (gene nvd). The transcript has 9 exons. Gene Ontology annotation, molecular function: oxidoreductase activity; 2 iron, 2 sulfur cluster binding. NCBI's taxonomy places the organism in Eukaryota, Metazoa, Arthropoda, Malacostraca, Decapoda, Penaeidae. Gene Ontology annotation, biological process: cholesterol metabolic process. The record is from RefSeq and is a predicted model, not a curated record. The coding region runs from base 127 to 1470 and encodes 447 amino acids.